AUGAGAUCUCUAGCAUAUUUCGCAGCUUCUCUCUCCCUUCUCGCGGGACUUGCUACAGCACAGCUCCCUCCAGCAGAAGUUUUCAGAACCGACUUUAACUCGUCCUUUACAUUUACCCCAGCCCAAAUCAAGGCCGCCCAACUUGAUGACGCCCUCGCCGAGAGCGCCCAGAAUGUCCUCAAUUUUGAGAGAUCCCAACUGGCCUUUGGCGGACCCCUAGAGGAUGACUUCUAUACCCUCCCUCCUCUGACAAACGAGACCGGUCCUCUCGAGCCUGGUCAGAUCCUCAAGAUCCAGGCCUUCACUGACCCCACCGCCUAUUCGAUCCCGUCCAACACUGCACUCUCGCGCAUCAUCUACACCACGACCAACUUUAACGGGACUGUUAUCCCGGCUUCUGGUUUCAUUCUAUGGCCCUAUACUCCUCGCAGGUUCGGAAAGAGCAAGAAAGCUUCCGUCGUGAUCUGGGCCCAUGGAACGUCCGGUUUCUUCGCCUCUCAAGCACCCUCUGCUGAUCGGGGCCUUUGGUACUCCAACUCAGCACCUUUCACUCUCGCCCAGGCUGGAUACGCCGUCUUUGCCCCCGAUUUCGCAGGCUUGGGUAUCUCCAAGUCAUGGGACGGCAGCGAGAUCCCUCACCAAUACCAUGCCUCUCCCACCACAGCUCGCGAUUCCCUCUACGGUCUGCGCGCCGCAUUGGAAGCUUUCCCCGACAGACUGGGCCAUGAAUUUAUCGUUAUGGGCCACAGCCAAGGCGGUGGAGUCGCUUGGGCCGUCGCUGAGGCUCUCGCCAACGAGAAGGACAAGUUUGCAGACCUCUCUCCAGGCUACAGGGGAGCCGUCGCCGGUAGUCCUACCACUGCUAUCUUUGGCGGACCUUCUCCUUUUAUUCUUCCCUCUGUUGGCCAAAUGCUUCACUCCAUCUUCCCCGACUUUAAACUCGAGGAUUGGUUGACUCCCCUGGGCAUCGCUCGGAUAGAACUAGCCAGAGAAGUUCAAGGUGGCGUCGCAUUCUUUCAGCAACUCUUCCUCACAACCCAGACUGUUUUCAGGUCCGACUAUGACCAGUCUUGGUACGUCGAUGCCUUUUCCAAGCUCGGCGACGCGGGGCGCAAGGACUUUAAGGGCCCUCUACUUGUUCUCCAGGGAAUAGAAGACGCCUAUGUCUUGUACAACAUCACGGCCAAGACUGUCAAGGAUACCUGGAGGCUGUAUCCCGACCAUGACCUCGAGUUCCUUGUUGCCUCAGGAGUGAGCCAUGUUCCCGACCUUGAUGCAACUCGACACCUCUGGUUGAAAUGGAUCGAAGAGCGAUUCGAGGGGAAGCCUCUUGCAAAGAAGGGUAGUGUUAGGACUGAUCUGGAGAGUUUCUUGCCGAUUGAGCAGUAUCAAAGCACCGUCAAGUCGUUCCCCCAGUGGGCUGGAUUGCCUCAGUAUAGCUACCAGGUUCCACUUGCUGUUUGA
Fusarium keratoplasticum is the source of this 1464-nucleotide messenger RNA. RefSeq names its product AB hydrolase-1 domain-containing protein. The record is from RefSeq and is a predicted model, not a curated record. Gene Ontology annotation, molecular function: triacylglycerol lipase activity. Bases 1 to 1464 code for a protein of 487 amino acids. NCBI's taxonomy places the organism in Eukaryota, Fungi, Ascomycota, Sordariomycetes, Hypocreales, Nectriaceae. Gene Ontology annotation, biological process: lipid catabolic process. The transcript has a single exon.